This is a messenger RNA of Cervus elaphus (red deer), 2289 nucleotides long. It is a transcript of the gene NKAP, whose product is annotated as NFKB activating protein. Bases 164 to 1417 code for a protein of 417 amino acids. Gene Ontology annotation, biological process: negative regulation of DNA-templated transcription. The record is from RefSeq and is a predicted model, not a curated record. NCBI's taxonomy places the organism in Eukaryota, Metazoa, Chordata, Mammalia, Artiodactyla, Cervidae. Gene Ontology annotation, molecular function: chromatin binding. The transcript has 9 exons. Gene Ontology annotation, cellular component: nucleus.
UCUGGGGAAGGAAUUUGCCGACGUACCCGGAACUGUUUCCAAGGUUUCCUCGGGUUCUGGCGGUGGUACGGCUGCGGGUCCUGGGAGCCAAGGCAACGGAGAAUUUUCCCAGGCUCGCGCGAGCGCCCUCUUCACCCACGGAUUCAGGGACCCAGCAAUAGCGAUGGCUCCGGUGUCUGGCUCCCGCAGCCCGGAGUGGGAGGCCUCGAGCUCCGGGGGGAAGCGUCGCAGUUCUUCGAAGAGCCCUAAGCCUAGCAAAUCCUCUCGCUCCCCGCGCGGCCGCCGCUCUCGCUCGCGCUCUUGCUCUCGGUCCGGAGACCGGAAUGGCCUCAGCCAUCAGCUGAGUGGCUCCAGCCAAGGCUCCCGAAACCAGUCCUACCGUUCGCGCUCGCGGUCACGCUCUCGAGAGCGGCCCUCCGCACCUCGCGGCGCCCCUUUCGCUUCUGCCUCCUCGUCCGCCUAUUAUGGCGGCUACUCACGCCCCUACGGGAGCGACAAGCCGUGGCCUAGCCUCCUGGACAAGGAGAGGGAGGAGAGCUUGCGGCAGAAGAGACUAAGUGAGAGAGAGAGGAUUGGAGAAUUGGGAGCUCCUGAAGUGUGGGGACUUUCUCCAAAGAAUCCAGAACCAGACUCUGAUGAACAUACACCAGUAGAGGAUGAAGAGCCAAAGAAAAGCACCAGUUCAGCUUCUACUUCAGAAGAAGAAAAGAAGAAGAAGAAGAAGUCUAGUCAUUCAAAAGAAAGAUCCAAGAAAAGGAGGAAGAAAAAAUCAUCUAAAAGAAAACACAAGAAGUAUUCUGAUGAUAGUGACAGCGACUCUGAUUCUGACACAGACUCCAGUGAUGAAGAUACAAAAAGGAGAGCAAAGAAAGCCAAGAAAAAGGAAAAGAAGAAGAAACGCAGAUCGAAGAAAUAUAAGAAAAAGAAGUCUAAGAAGAGCAGAAAAGAUUCCAGUGACUCAAGUUCUAAAGAGUCCCAAGAAGAGUUUCUGGAGAAUCCCUGGAAGGAUCGAUCAAAACCUGAAGAACCCUCAGAUUUGAUUGGCCCAGAGGCUCCCAAAACACUUGCCUCUCAAGAUGAUAAACCUCUGAACUAUGGCCAUGCUCUGUUACCCGGUGAAGGUGCAGCUAUGGCUGAAUAUGUAAAAGCUGGAAAACGUAUCCCACGAAGAGGUGAAAUUGGCUUGACAAGUGAAGAAAUUGCAUCAUUUGAAUGUUCAGGCUAUGUAAUGAGUGGCAGCAGGCAUCGCCGAAUGGAAGCUGUGCGUCUGCGAAAAGAAAACCAGAUCUAUAGUGCUGAUGAGAAGAGAGCCCUUGCAUCCUUUAACCAAGAAGAGAGACGAAAGAGAGAAAACAAGAUCUUGGCCAGUUUUCGAGAGAUGGUAUACAGGAAAACUAAAGGGAAAGAGGACAAAUAAGGAUUUCCUGAUUGUUCAUCAGACGUUUUUAACAACAAAAAAGAAAGUUUGGGUUCCAUAUAUACACACACAAAAAGAUUAUGAUCUGAAAAAGCUUUACAGUGCUACUGUGCCUUCUAUUUAAUUCUUUCAGUCCUAUAAAAAAACGCUGCGUAUUGAUAUAACUUUAGCAAGCUCUUUGGGUUAUUUUGGAUUAACCAAAACAACUUUCUGGUUUAAAAAUCCAAAUCAUGAGUGAAAUUCUGCUGUGUUGGGGGAGGAGACAUUGAGAGAAAAUGCUGGUGAAAUGAGGAACUGAGCUCUUAAAUUGUGGGACAGUGCUGCCACGAGUUCUACAUGAUGCCCACCCCAACUGAACUUGUGGGAAGUUACCAUUCCUCUAUGUUGAAUGUCAUAAAGGGACUUGAUAGAAACAUACAGGAGGCCACUUUUGUUAACAGAAAGAAGGCAUGGCUGAAAAAAAGAAAAUCUAGAAUUUGAAGAUUGACUUGUAUAUUACAAUAUGCUGUCUGCUCUGGAAAUAAUGUAUUUUGAUUUUAGUCCCUACCUCCACCCCCAAACCAACCAACAAACCAAACAGCAAACUAACCCACAGACUUACUGAAUUGAAAAUAUGAACAUUAGGUUUAAAAUUCUUAACAGGUUACUUAAGAAUGGCUCUUUCAAAUAUAAAAUAUUGGGAAGUCUGUUCUGUAAAUGGAAGUACAUUAUUUCCAUCUGAACUGUGUUUAAUCAUCAUUUGAACACUGUAAAUGAAUAGGAAUCAAUAAUAAUCAGGAGUUUAAUAAGGAAAAAUACGUGAAUUAUUGCUUUAACUUCAUGUGUCAUAAGGAUGAAGAUAAUGUGAUAUUAAAAAUGUUUUUAACUCUGUA